AUGGGACCAGUUUCAACGUCUCCCACAAAGACACGGCCCAGUCAAAAGUGGUUUGAGAGGGCAAAAGGAAGAACGGAAAAGAGGAAGCGUAGUGAAGCGGCGGCUGCACUACUCAGUCUGCAGAAGCAGGAUACGCCGGUGACUGAUGAGGUGACUACUUCAGACACUGGUGAGGCAAAUGACAGUGAGACGGAUGUCGCUACUGCAUCAUCGGAACAGUCAACAGAUCCUCAACCAGACGACACGUUACUCAUGAAGCAAAUGAGGGAGGAGCUUCAGCGGCUGACGACGGAAACCAUGUUACUGAAGGAGAAACUGAAAGGAAUGGUUUUGACUCCGGACACGCUGAGGGGUAAUGACGCUAAAAAUGAGGGGCUUCUUUCUCUGGCCAGACCGAGAGGACCUCCAGAUGUCCAUGCCGAUGGAGUUUAG
Messenger RNA from Knipowitschia caucasica, 432 nucleotides. The record is from the annotation of a GenBank genome assembly. Lineage: Eukaryota; Metazoa; Chordata; Actinopteri; Gobiiformes; Gobiidae.